Messenger RNA from Orbicella faveolata, 2694 nucleotides. RefSeq lists its product as uncharacterized. The record is from RefSeq and is a predicted model, not a curated record. NCBI's taxonomy places the organism in Eukaryota, Metazoa, Cnidaria, Anthozoa, Scleractinia, Merulinidae.
UGAACCGUUGUCUUCAACUGAAAACCAGAAUUCUUGAGCGGUGCACCAACUUUGUCUGGCAACUCCCAGUCCAUUUCUCCGGUAAGUUUAGUGUGAUAAAAAAGCGCAUUGGACAAAUUUGGAUUUAACACGAGAGAUCGCUGUUCGUUUCUGCGAAUUAUUGAAUCACCUCAGUAUUGACCACCAGUUUACUAGCCCUGAACAUUAUCAAGUCGUACUCAUAAGGUGCAGCAAAGAAGAACAGUCAAUACAACAAACUUGGUUUGAACACGAGAUAGGUGAGAGCAAUCAUGUCUGAGCCGAACGCCAACGUGGUAGCAAAUCUGAACAAAGCAUUGAUAAACUCCAACUCAGGGAGCGACAAGAAUGAGAUGGCUGUCCUAAUGAUGUCUCCCAGUGUCAACUGGGCGGAGUUCCUGACUCCAGCACCCAUGACCAUCGCACUUCUGGGACAACUCAUGAUCAUUGCCGGCGAAAAGGACUUCUCGCUGGAAAAUCAAAGGCCUGAAAAAGGUUUCCAACAUAUUGAGCAUCCAGAGUCAUUUCGAGCAUGCUUGGUGCAAGUAAGCAACACUGGGUGGAGAGCUUUCAAUGAAGCCCACAAGAACAUGGACGCAAUCAGGCUCUACUCUGCUCAAGUUCCUAAUCAAGUGAAGAAAAUUGUCCGUACCCUCGUCCAGGGAAGCGAUGAGGACGUCAGAGAUUUUCUCCCAAUAGAACUCGGAAAGAUUGAGAGGAAUUCUGGAGAAUGCCUGCGCUUGGCACAAUCAGUUGAGGCGAAGUUUGAACACGUAAUGGAUCUGACGGGUGAGCUACUUGAAGUUUCUUCGGCUGCUAGGGGAUAUUAUCAGAAAACCCGAGAAGAAAUAGCAACGAAGAGAAAGAUUGCCCUGGAUAAAGAAAAAGACGCCCGCAAGAAAGUAAAAUUGGCAAAAGAACAACAAGAAAAGCUAGAGAAAGGAGUACGAGAGGCGAAACGAAGCUUUGAGAAGGCUGUAGACUCUAUGCCAAGCGGAUGGGAUCUUCUUGGUAUGGAGGUUGUUGAAACAAUCGUACAUGGUAUUUUUGACGGUCCCGGAAAUUCUGCACCAAGAGCAGAUCGGGGAAGGGAAACUGGUGCUGAGCAGUCGCCGACAGAAGAUCAAUCUGUGCCAGUUGGAGCUGCAGAGCAGUUGAAGCUUUACACUACUCAGUUGUCGGAAGAUCUUACUUCUGCUUCAGAGAAAGUUAAAGGCGAUACUGGCUCUAAGAAAGAAGAACCCUUGGAUAAAAAGCUUCAAACGAUGAAGAUAGUUAUGGAGACCUUACAGAAGGACCUAGCUGGGAAGGAUGCAGAUUCUAGUCACCCAGAAGUUCAAGAGCUAUUGAAGCAAGGUUUUGAGAUCAGCCGGGAAGGAGAAAAAAUAGCGUCGCAACUGAGCUUCACACCCGAUAAACUCAUCGGAAUUGCUAAGCAAGCAGCUAAUCUGAAAGAUAAGGUCAUGAAGUUUUGCACUAAAAGACGCGCAAAGACAGACGCGAAUCCGUACACUACGAAACCUCCACGGCAAGCAAAAUCCAUGGCCAGCUCUGCAAAUUCUGCCCGCCCAAGUGCAGCCAAGUCAGCAGUGGAAGGUGCACAGGUUAAAAUGGCCGAAACAAGGAGUCUUUUGGAAAGGCAAGAGGACCGCUACGAUCAAACAUGUCAGCAGCUAAAGGAAAGCAAUGAAGAAUUAAGUAAAGUGUUAGAAAGCCUUGCCGAAUUGAGCCCAGAGAAGCUUGCCGACUUCGACCAAAUAAGAAAUACCCUGAGGGAUGGUAUCAAGGCCCUGGCCUCGGUGCGGGAACAGUGGCAGAAACUGGUAGAGUUCUUCCAAUACGUCACCAAUAUUAUCAAGGUGUGUCAAAACGAAAGCCUAUCAAGCUUUGUUGAAUACGCCAAAGUGGGCCAAAAGCGAGCCCUGGAAAACGGCUAUGCUAGUGUGGAUUUCAUGCGUGACCUCAUCUAUGAGCAAGUGAGUCAAGCAAACACCACGUCUUAUGUGGUGUGGUCCAUAUCAGACACCUACGUGGAAAUAUCCCGAAAUCACCUGAUGAGCCGUCUGGCCAGUCUUGGCCAACUGAUCGCCUUGGAUCCAGAGAAGGACGGACGUACAAUUAAGCUGAAGAAGAGAGAGCUCAUGGAAGGCAGCCAAGACGCUCAAAGAGCUAUAGAAGCAAAGGUGUUCGAAGCCAAGAACCACUUCCACGAGAAAGUGACGAAGAGAAUCAAGCAGAUUGAAACGGAGUUGCUGAAAGUGCUUCCCCCUGCAGAUCCAGUAAGAAUAAAAGAAAUUGAAGAAAACGUGAAAGCUGGCAUCAAAGAAGCAGAUGAUUUUGAUGCAGACAAAUUCUAAGAGCACAAACUGAGGUAAAGCACUUUUCAAAAAAGUUCCUGUUUUUUUUUCCUGUUUUCCGGCCCGAGGCUGAACGACUUUAACUUUUACUUGAAUUCUAGUGAGCCUUAAAAUGUUUUGAAAACGUUCAUUUAUGUAAUUGUCAAACAAAUUGACAUGUAGGGUAUUAAUGACUUCGAAACGCAACCGGAUUGUACAUGGACAUGACCGUGUCGAUUCCAGUUUAGAUAUGAACAGUCCACACUGCGCCAGAGGAAUUUGAAAACGGAGGUUUCACUCUGAAAACGCAUCCGGCAAAUGUUUUCCGUCCACAUUGCGC